This is a messenger RNA of Trichophyton benhamiae CBS 112371, 4119 nucleotides long. RefSeq lists its product as uncharacterized. The coding region runs from base 1 to 4119 and encodes 1372 amino acids. The record is from RefSeq and is a predicted model, not a curated record. Gene Ontology annotation, cellular component: P-body. Lineage: Eukaryota; Fungi; Ascomycota; Eurotiomycetes; Onygenales; Arthrodermataceae. Gene Ontology annotation, biological process: deadenylation-independent decapping of nuclear-transcribed mRNA. Gene Ontology annotation, molecular function: protein binding. The transcript is spliced from 3 exons.
AUGAGCUCCGAUCGCGCCAACUUGCUCAAAUUGCUGAAAUUUAGCCAGCCUCCAGGUGGACAGAGCUCCAACCCGCCAGCCGAGACGGGACUCCCAUCCGGCACCCCAGCGCGUGUUGAACCAAUUGGGCAUGAUGGUGCUAACGGUAAUGGCCUCCGUAUGCCUGGUCAGCGCAACAUUUCAGCUUCUGACAUACUCGCCUCCCUCCGUGGUCCACCGACUUGUGCUGCUUCUCCUCCUCCAGGCCCGUCAUCUGCUGUGCCAGGGAGACACAGCCCAGCUGAAAAGCCGGGUCUGGCUCCUACGCCUUCUGGGGAUGCAACUCAGGAAAUGCUGCUGAGGCUGUUGAACCAGCCACCCGCUCAAAGUCCAAAGGGGGCCGAUUUAACAUCUGCUCCUCAAACCUCGGGUCAAGCUAUGAAUAAUACCAAUACCAGUAAUAUUCCAGCGCAUCUUUCCAGCUCUUCGGCCGAGGAACGUAAAGAUGCUUCUGCCCGGAAUUUUGGCUCGGCUGAUGCUAUCGAGGUUACUCAGUUUGAUCCGUUGCAACCCAAAGCAGCAAACAAAGGAACCAUCUUCAGCCAUGUCAACCCCUUCGAGCACCUUGCCGCGGCAUCUUCGAGGAAUCGGUCCCCGAACAGCCAGCCGCAGUCCGGGCGCGCCAGCCCCUCAGUUGGAACUGGCCCAGCAGGAAAGGAUAUUCCAAAAGCCAAGAGCAAUUCACCCGAGGCUUCAAAGCCUUCUGUUGCUCAGCCUACACUAGAGAAAGCCCAAGGGCAGCAAACUGUGACCCCUGGGCCUAAUGAAUCUACCGAUCAGGACAAAAGAGGGGUUUCCACUCCGGAAGCUGCCGAAGGGGUUGAAGGCACACCAGUCGCUAUCUCAGGUGCUAAAGUGGAGAAAUCUGCACCAGUAUCUGAGAAGCUCACCGCUGAGCCUUCUGCUCCUGGAAGUGAUAUCCCAGGAAAUGCUACGGCCAACUCGCACAAACUUAUGCAUGGUGCCUUAGAGCCUCCAGAGGAGGAAGAUACUAAGAAACCUGGUAAAGUUGUAACUAUUUCCGGUGACGACGAGACUGUUAAAAAUACCAAAUUGGAGACUAAAAACGAAAAUGUGGCGGAUAACUGGGAGACGGAGGCGGAGACUGACCGCAUUGUCCCCGUCUACAACUUCCCGUUGAAGCCAUUUGUAUCCAUUACGUGGAAGACAAAUUUGAAACCCGUUGGCAUUCGUGACGAUGGAGUGAUGGAUAUUGCCCGCCUGAAGAAAGGAUUUGACCAGCUUGAUCGUUCACUCACUUCAGCAACUUCUGAAUAUAUCGUUUAUGCUCUUGCGAAAAACGGCGGAGCCCGUAUCAUUCGCCAGGAUGAUGGUCAUGACCGACAGAUCUUCCGCUCAACCAAUGACAGAAUGUUUAACGUCUCCGUAGCCCAGGCACCGCCCGGCUCUGCUAUCAAAGAGCAGGCUUUCCUUGGUAUCGGCGUUAGCGGCUCCGUUUACUGGACUACUAUUUCCCGUGCGGACGAUGAUUAUUUCGAGUCGGACGCUCUUGAAUCUCAGAGCUUGAUCUUCCCACCCUUCCCAACAUCUGACGAGAAUACAUCUGGCGGACAAUUGAAGACUCGCGCGAAGCAAAGCUCUCGCCAUCCUGAAUUCUUCGCUAUAGGCCGUGGAAAGUCUAUUCACAUCGUUAGACCUCGUGUCGCUUUGGCCGAGUAUGGUUUCACCUCUCCAGGGAAAGUGGAUACAGAAAAGUACUUCAAGGAGAAGUCUAUCAAAAUUGCUACUGGGAAGGCUGGUAAGGACUUCGUUUUCAGUGGUGAUGAUACCGUCAUUGCGUCGCUCGACAAGACCGGCAGGUUGAGAUUCUGGGAUCUCCGUGACAUUGAUGAAAUGCUAAUGGCCAACAAAUGCGAUAUCCGCAUCCCUCUCCUGACUCUUGUUACUGGUUCCUCCAAUGAAAAGUGCUGGCCAACCUCUGUUGUUUUCAUUGACAAACAGAGGCCUUAUCUGAAGGCCCAUGCCCUGAGAUACAUCCUUGUGGGUUUGAAACAAAACCAUACUCUGCAGCUUUGGGACCUAGGCCUAGGAAAGGCCGUACAGGAGUUGAACUUCCCUCACGGUAACGAAUCAGACGCAAUUUGCAGUAUCGCAUACCACCCAGGUUCUGGCAUCAUUGUUGUUGGCCACCCAACUAGAAACUCAAUUUAUUUCAUCCAUUUGUCUGCACCCAGAUAUGCACUUCCUCCAAUGUCUCAGGCUGCUUUCAUUCAGGCUGUGACGAACAAAGAUCCUGACCUUCCCAAACCCGAAUCAACCGCUUGCAUGAGCGGAAUCCGAGAAAUCUCUUUUGGUUCACGCGGCCAAUUACGAAGUCUUCAACUUCUCCCAUUGACUAAGUCACCAGGCCAGGAAGAUAAUGGCUUGUUUGAGCUGUAUAUUAUGCAUUCGCGAGGAGUAACCUGCCUCAGCAUCAAAAAGCUUGACCUGGGUUGGGACAUCGACAACAAAAUUGUUGAAUCGGUAGAUGCAUUGGAGAAAGGGUAUAUUGAGAUCAGGGAUAUUCAACCUGUCCAGCCAGCGGAUGAUAGCAGCCGAGGUGAAGAAGGCAGUACACUUUCCAAGAGCCCGCGCCAUGACAAUAAGGAAACGAAGAAGGAAGCUGCAUCUGCUACCAACUCGUCUGUUCCUGAGUCUCCAAAGAAGAGAUCGGUAGCAGAAUCCGCGUCUACCACUACCCAGUCUCAGCAGGAACAAGCCACAGGCGAAAAGCCAGACAAAAAGAAAAAGAAGAAAGAAGCAGCAGCCAAAUUGAAAGAAACUACAAAGGCAACAGAGGAGUCUUCUGAUGCCCCAAUUUUGUCGCCUGUUAAGCAGGUCAUUGGUCGAAAACAGGCUCCAGUGGAGCAACCUCGGUCUCGCCAGGUCGAGGCCGAAAUACCAGGCGAAUCAGUUAUGUCUAUGCAAGCUUUGUCUAAGGAGGUGCAGAAGAUCGAACAGAAUUUGACAUCCAUGUUCACUGCAUCCCUUAAUGGUGGACUCGAUACCGUGUAUCGCCGUUUCGAAGAUGAUCGUCGCGCUCAAGAUAAGCUUGCGACUAUUCGUCAGGAUGAGGUAUUGCGCCUAGUUUCGAAGACGUUGUCUGAAAAUGUUGAGAAAACACUUGCCCACAUUGUCUCCGAAAGCAUUAAGCAGUCUGUGCUUCCAGCCCUGAAGGAUAACACCGCUUCUGCCCUUGAUAGACAAAUCAAUGGUGCAGUCAAGGCUGCCUUACCAGACGCAAUUGCUAAAGCAAUGCAAACCCCUGCUACUGUCCGUGCCAUGACUGAGAUUAUGCUGCCCUCCAUCACUAGCCACUUUGACAGGGGACUUUCGAAUGCCGUUAAGAAUAUCGUUUCGGUGUUCAAGGAGGAGCAAGCUCAUACUGCCGAGAAGGUCGCCAGGGAUGUGGAACGGAAAUUUUCUACCAAAAUGAAGCAUCUUGAAAACCAACAGAUCAAGGAUAGCGUCAAAAUUGACCAGCUUGUGUCAUUGGUCAACAACAUGAACGACUCCAUGUCCACGAUUGCCCAGGCUCAGAAUAGUUUCGGCGCUGAGAUACUCAAGCUCCACAAGCAGAUGCCUGUGCAGGAGCCAGAGUCCCCGCAGAAGCAAGCCGUCCCCGCACAACGCGAGACUCAAAACGUCCAACCUUCUGACGAACCCAGCGAACUUACUCAGAUCGGCCAGCUUAUGGAGGAGAGAAGAUACGAGGAGGCGUCUAUUAAGUGGCUUCAAUCUUCCCAGCAGUCCGAGCUCUUCAGUAACCUAUUUGUGAAUUACAACCCAUCGUACCUUGGAAGCUUGUCACCUGUAGUUGCUCUCUCUGUCAGUGCAGCAGUGACCGCUUCUAUGGACACCCACAUCAUGGAGCGCUUGAAUUGGCUGCAGCACGUUCUUCGCACUGUCAAUAUUUCGGACCCUUCCAUUAGCGAAAUUGGACCUCGCAUCAUGGAUAUUCUGAUCCAGCGCCUCGAAGCGUUGUUCAUCUCCAUUGCGCAGAAAACACCUAAUGACCCCAUUCUCCACCGAAUCCCACCAAUUACUCAGUGGGCAGCCGUUCUCCGAGACGCAAAGUAA